Capsella rubella is the source of this 1799-nucleotide messenger RNA. Its product is annotated as polyadenylate-binding protein RBP47B. The record is from RefSeq and is a predicted model, not a curated record. The transcript is spliced from 6 exons. Bases 258 to 1577 code for a protein of 439 amino acids. Gene Ontology annotation, molecular function: mRNA binding. Gene Ontology annotation, cellular component: cytosol. Lineage: Eukaryota; Viridiplantae; Streptophyta; Magnoliopsida; Brassicales; Brassicaceae.
UCUCUCUCUCUCUCUCUCCGCCUCCCUUUUAAGACCAAAUCGCUCUCUCUCUCUCUCUCUCUCUCCGCCAUUUCUAAGAGCUCAACGAGCUCACUUUCUUCACGCACUUUCUCGUAACGAAGAUAUUCACAGAGAGAUAGAGAGGGAGAGAGACUGAGCCAAGAAGAAGAAGAAUCUUGAAGUUUUUGAAUCCAACUGCUCCAAAGACCAGAUCGGAUCGGGUUUUUUUUAUUUCAAGAACAUUUUUUUUAAUCAAGAUGCAGACGACCAACGGCUCAGAUUCAGCGUUGGCAACUUCCGGAUCCACUCCCACGAUUCAACAGACCACUCCUCCACCUCAGCAGUGGCAACAACAACAACAACAACAACAACAACCGCAACAGUGGAUGGCGGCCAUGCAGUAUCCCGCGGCUGCUAUGAUGAUGAUGCAGCAACAACAACAGAUGAUGAUGUAUCCUCACCAAUACCUUCCCUAUAACCAAGCUCCUUACCACCCUCACCCUCACCAAUACGGGUCUUAUCAACACCAACACCAUCAGCAUCAGCAGCAACACAAGCCUCUUGACCGUGGAUCUGUUGAAGAUGUGAAGACUCUUUGGGUCGGUGAUCUUCUUCAUUGGAUGGAUGAGACUUAUCUCCAUUCUUGCUUCUCUCACACCGGCGAGGUUUCUUCUGUGAAAGUUAUACGUAACAAGCUCACUUCUCAGUCAGAAGGUUAUGGCUUUGUUGAGUUUCUUUCACGUGCUGUAGCUGAAGAAGUUCUUCAGAACUAUAGUGGUUCAGUGAUGCCUAACUCGGAGCAGCCUUUCCGUCUAAACUGGGCAUCUUUUAGUACUGGUGAAAAAAGAGCUGUAGAGAAUGGUCCAGAUCUAUCCGUGUUCGUUGGAGAUUUGUCUCCGGAUGUGACUGACGAUUUAUUGCACGAGACCUUUUCUACUCGAUACCCUUCUGUCAAAGGCGCCAAAGUUGUGAUUGAUUCCAACACCGGACGGUCCAAAGGUUACGGGUUUGUUAGGUUUGGUGAUGAAAAUGAGAGAUCAAGAGCUUUGACAGAAAUGAAUGGAGCCUUCUGUUCUAACAGGCAAAUGCGCGUUGGCAUUGCAACCCCUAAAAGAGCGGUUGCUAAUCAGCAACAACAUUCUUCACAAGCUCUGAUACUGGCUGGUGGACAUGGAGCAAAUGGUUACAUGGCUCAUGGCUCGCAGUCUGAUGGCGAAUCAACUAACUCAACAAUAUUCGUCGGCGGCAUUGACCCUGAUGUUACUGAUGAAGACCUUAGACAACCUUUUUCCCAGUUUGGGGAGGUUGUUUCGGUGAAGAUCCCAGUAGGCAAAGGAUGUGGAUUUGUUCAGUUUGCUGACAGGAAGAGUGCUGAAGAUGCAAUCGAGAGUUUGAACGGGACAGUUAUCGGCAAGAACACUGUCAGACUCUCUUGGGGACGAAGCCCAAACAAGCAGCAGUGGAGAGGAGGAGACUCAGGACAGCAGUGGAAUGGAGGAUACUCACGAGGACAAGGUUACAACAAUGGAGGAUAUGCUAACCACCACGACUCCAACACCUAUCAUGGUGAGACUUGAAAAGACUUGAGAGUGAUCAUCACCAAGGUGGCUUCUCAGAGGGUUUAAAGCUAUGAUUCAGAUAUCAUAGCUACUAAACUUGUAGUCAAAAGGAGAAUUUUGUUAGAUGGAUUUGAUUUUGAUAGACUUGUUUGUUGUUUGGAGAUUCAAAAAUUUUGGUUACUGGUUUGUCUCAGACUAAUAUAAUGAUGGGUGUGCCUUCGUGGAUCAGUUCCGCUUAAA